This is a messenger RNA of Erigeron canadensis, 2498 nucleotides long. Its product is annotated as cysteine-rich receptor-like protein kinase 2. NCBI's taxonomy places the organism in Eukaryota, Viridiplantae, Streptophyta, Magnoliopsida, Asterales, Asteraceae. Gene Ontology annotation, biological process: protein phosphorylation. Gene Ontology annotation, molecular function: ATP binding; protein kinase activity. Bases 91 to 2028 code for a protein of 645 amino acids. The transcript has 7 exons. The record is from RefSeq and is a predicted model, not a curated record.
GUAUGAUCAACCUAUUUCGAUAUCGUUUUAUUUAUUACUAUUAAACAUCAUAUGUACUUCUGGUUCUGAACAUAGCUUCUGCAAUAGAAGAUGGGUAGACCAAUACGUACGGUUGUUAUGUUCAUUGCUUUGAUCGUGAUUCUAUUAUUACUAGCAUCUAGAUCAGAGGGGGAUGCCAGAGCCCAAACCGUCAAGAUGAUUUGUGACGAUGGGGAAAACAAUCAAACAAAUUUGCUCUCAAACUUUGUCAGAGUAUUUGGAAGACUUAGCAACCAAAUGCAAACUUCACAUAGCGCAACAGAAUCAGAAGGAACAAGCCCCAACAAGGUUUAUGGUCUUUCCCAAUGCUAUGGUGACCUCUCUGUACAAGAUUGCCAAUUUUGCUAUUCCCAAAUGCGGACUUCUCUUCCUGUUUGCUAUCCAAAAACUGGGGCUCGAAUUUACUGUGAUGGCUGCUUUAUGCGAGUCCAAACUUAUAGUUUUUUUGAGGAGUAUACGGGGCGUCGUGACGCUAUAGUUUGUGGGAAUACAACAAGGAAAAGUACCAUGUUUCAAAACUCAACACGGAAGGCAGUGAUGGAUGCUGUGACGGAUGCAUUAAGAAACCGUGGCUACUUUUCUAGGGAAGAGGUGACAACGGCUGGUUCUAAUGAUCCAGUUUAUGUGCUGGCAGAAUGUUGGAAAACUUUAAGUCCGAGCUCUUGUAGGGCGUGUUUGAUGAAUGCAUCUGCAUCAAUAACAAACUGUUUGCCGUGGUCAGAGGGGCGAGCAUUGAAUACUGGAUGUUUCAUGAGGUAUUCUGAUACCAAUUUUCUUAACCCGAUACCAGCCACAAGCAACUCUAGCAAUAGAGGGAAGAUAACUGCUAUUGUAGUUUCAACAAUUAGCUCUACGGUGGUCUUCACAGUUGCAGUAAUGAUUGUGAUAUAUAUCAGAAAACGCAGAUAUAUACAGCAGAAAAGAAAAGAUUCUUAUGACGUGGAGACCCUAGCUGCAGUUCUUACGGAUACUACCUUGAACUUCAAAUACUCCACCGUUGAGAUAGCAACAGGAAAUUGGGACGAGUCCAAUAAAAUCGGACAAGGUGGAUUUGGAAUUGUGUACAAGGGUGUUCUUUUCGAUGGACGGGAAAUAGCUGUGAAGAGGCUCUUCUUAAACCAUAAAUUGAGAGCAGCAGAUUUCUACAAUGAAGUUAACUUGAUCAGCAGCGUUCAACACAAAAAUCUGGUCAGGCUGUUGGGAUGCAGCUGUUCAGGACCUGAAAGUAUUCUUGUAUAUGAAUUUCUACCAAACAUGAGCCUCGACCGCUACAUUUUUGAUGAAAUAAAAGGAAUGGAAUUAGGCUGGGAAAAGAGAUUUGAGAUUCUUAUUGGUAUAGCAGAAGGCCUUAUUCACCUUCAUCAAAAUACCAUUAGUCGAAUUAUUCACAGGGAUAUAAAAGCUUCUAAUAUCCUGCUAGACUUGAGGUUUCGUCCCAAAAUAGCUGAUUUUGGGUUGGCCAGGUCUUUUCAAGAUGACAAGAGUCACAUCAGCACCGCCAUUGCAGGAACACUUGGGUAUAUAGCUCCAGAGUACCUAGCCCAUGGUCAUUUAACAGAAAAAGCCGAUGUCUAUAGCUUUGGUGUGUUACUGCUUGAGGUUGUCUCGGGAAUGGAAAACAAUAGCAGCAAAAUUACAGAAUAUACGGACAGCUUAGUGUCUACUGCAUGGAAGCAUUUCAAGCAAGGGACAGUGGAGAAAAUAUUUGACCCGAACCUAAUGAUGCAUAAAUAUCCUAACAACAAUUUCCAAAAGGAUGCCAAAAGAGUGGUACAUAUAGGACUUCUUUGCAUUCAAGAAGCUCCAUCUUUAAGACCAUCCAUGUCAGUGGCACUAAGAAUGUUAACAAAGGAUGAUGAAGCGUUACCUGUCCCCUCUGUUCCACCAUUUAUAGACGAGGAAACAAUGGAACUCAACAUAACUCAAACGUUACUGGAUUCUUCGGUUGCUACAGUUUCAAGCAACCGUUCAUACCCGAGGAAACCUUAGCUGGUAAUGAAAUUCCUGAAAGAAAAAGUGUUAGGUUGACAAACUAAUUACAACCAAAAGUUUUACAAAUAUAUCUCCAGCCAAUCAAAUCAAGUCAUUUUUUUUCUUUCUUCUUUCUCUCUCUUAAUAACAUGCACAUGUUUGUAGUCCCUGAAAACAUUAGUCCAUCUCUAGCCAUCCACACCCAUAAAUAUAUAGGAAGCGAGCUUAUCAAAUGGAAGCAAAUAAAAUGAAUUAGCUAGACGAUAAAGCCAGGUUGAAGAAGAUCUUGUGCUUUUGAUAUCGGGGUUUGCUUCUCCAAACGAACGUGCCACACUUAAUGAUUUUCUUCAAGAUAUGGCGAAGUAUGAUAAAAUAGCACUCAUUUAUUCACUCAUUUUUUGUUGUAUAUUCAACCUUCUUUCAGCGAUUUUGAAGCCCGAAGUUGCUGAAGCAAUCCAAACCUCAAUCAUCCAAUGAGAAAAAAAAUU